Messenger RNA from Parathielavia appendiculata, 282 nucleotides. RefSeq lists its product as uncharacterized. Gene Ontology annotation, biological process: G protein-coupled receptor signaling pathway. The record is from RefSeq and is a predicted model, not a curated record. NCBI's taxonomy places the organism in Eukaryota, Fungi, Ascomycota, Sordariomycetes, Sordariales, Chaetomiaceae. Gene Ontology annotation, molecular function: G-protein beta-subunit binding. Gene Ontology annotation, cellular component: heterotrimeric G-protein complex. The coding region runs from base 1 to 282 and encodes 93 amino acids. The transcript is spliced from 2 exons.
AUGCCUCAAUACACAUCCCGCGAUGUCGGCGAUCCGUCGCAGAUCAAGAAGAACAAGCAGAGCAUGGCCGACCUUAAGCUUCGCCGGCUGACAGAGCUCAACUCACGGCUGCGCGAGGACCUUGACCGGGAACGCAUUCCCGUGAGCCAGGCUGCCAAGAGCAUUAUUGCCUAUUGCAACAGCACCAGGGACUUCAUGGUGCCCAGCGUUUGGGGCACAGUGCCGAAAGGAGAGGACCCCUACGCGCCACAACAGAGCGGCGGGUGCUGUAUAGUCAUGUAG